This is a messenger RNA of Musa acuminata AAA Group (dessert banana), 1032 nucleotides long. RefSeq lists its product as uncharacterized. Gene Ontology annotation, molecular function: hydrolase activity; zinc ion binding. The record is from RefSeq and is a predicted model, not a curated record. The coding region runs from base 32 to 739 and encodes 235 amino acids. The transcript is spliced from 9 exons. Lineage: Eukaryota; Viridiplantae; Streptophyta; Magnoliopsida; Zingiberales; Musaceae.
UCUCUUUCCUCUUCUCUUGGAAGUCUCCGCAAUGAUCUCGAGAGACCUGGCUCUCAUUUCCAUCUCCGCCGCCAUUGGAGCCCUCGCCUCCUUGUUCGCCGCUCGCUUGCUCUCCUUCUCCUCCUCUCCCGACAACCCUAAGAGGCCGCCUUCUCCUCCUCGCCUCCCCUCCCCUCCAUCGCCCAACGCCAAUGGCUCCGCCUGCGGAGUCCCGCCUCGAAGCCCCUUCGACCCCGCCAAACGCGAAGGGUACAUUAGCUGGGAUGAUUACUUCAUGGCUAUCGCCUUCCUCUCCGCCCAGCGUUCCAAAGAUCCCAGCAGGCAGGUUGGAGCAUGCCUGGUUAGUCAAGAUGAUAUAAUCCUUGGAAUUGGCUACAAUGGAUUCCCAAGAGGUUGUUCUGAUGAUAAGCUUCCUUGGGCGAAGAAAUCUAUAAAUGGAGAUCCACUGGAGACAAAGUACCCUUACGUUGUUCAUGCAGAAGUUAAUGCUAUUUUAAACACAAACCAUGCCUCUGCUGCUGGACAGAAAUUGUAUGUUACAAUGUUCCCUUGCAAUGAAUGUGCCAAGAUUAUUAUCCAGUCUGGUGUCUCUGAGGUCAUCUAUUAUGUGGAUAAAAGGAUUGGCAAUUCUGAUGCUGCAUAUAUUGCCUCUCACAAGUUGCUUUCUAUGGCUGGUGUCAAGGUUAGGAAGCACCAACCACAAAUGACACAGAUUUUAGUCAAGUUUCAAGAGCCUUAGUUGACUUUAAAUACAGAGUUUCUUAAUUACCAUUGCAAGAUACAUAUUCUCCAGGAAGCACAUUGGCUUUGAUGCAGCAGCCAUUCCUCGCUUGAUGUGCUCGAGACUUGCUGCUAAACGAGAGUCAUUUGUGAUGUUGCAUUUCAGAACAUAACAUAUAAAUGCUGUCUAUCCUCCAUAACAAACUGAUUUCUUGGACACUUAUGGGUACUGCAGCUUUUUUUUUUUGCUCUUGUUCGUUUUAGAACUCAUGCUGAAUUCAAGUGCUAAAGUAUUUCUGAUAUAAUAUUGCA